This is a messenger RNA of Podospora pseudopauciseta, 1002 nucleotides long. RefSeq lists its product as uncharacterized. The transcript has 3 exons. The coding region runs from base 28 to 1002 and encodes 324 amino acids. The record is from RefSeq and is a predicted model, not a curated record. Lineage: Eukaryota; Fungi; Ascomycota; Sordariomycetes; Sordariales; Podosporaceae.
GGAAUUUUUCGCUUCACUUCUUCUUCCAUGUGUUUUCAGUCAACUGACAUAGCUCGAUGCCGACAUCAAGAGCGCCUCAAGGUAAUGACAGCUGCUGGCCAGGAGAAUAAAGGGAUGCCUGACCAUCAUCGUCCUUCAGGGGCUGAUGUGAUCAACACACUGCGGUCGUUUGGGCUGCUACCCUAUCUUCUAAAGGAGAACCAAGAAGCCCAGUUCUGCCAUGUAUACGAGGGGCGACGACAUUACGACCUCGUUGAUGAUAGCAUUGGUGCCUGUGUGACAGUGCUACGGCGCUGGGUCGCUUCUUGCAGAGAGGACCACCCCGAGUGCAAGUUUUCUGUUGUCGACAAAAUGGAGGAAACUCCACGAAGGCUGCUUGAUCUCAGUGACCCCCUGCAGUCUCCUGAAAACAGAUGGUCGAAGCUGCCUAGAAGAGUGCGAGUGAUAGAAUCAAAGGGCGAAAUGUUGGCCUACGUUGCUAUCAGCUAUCGAUGGCCUCAUGCUUCCAAAUACUGGCCACGCUUGACGUUCAAAAACUACACGGCACUUACUACAGCAGGUCUCCAAACAGACGUUCUACCGAGACUCAUUCGAGAUGCCUUCACCAUCGCGUUGCUUGCCGGGAUCAGAUAUGUCUGGAUUGACUGCUUGUGCAUACACCAAGGGAACGACGAUGAAUGGGUCAUUGAAUCCGCAAAAAUGGCCUCGAUUUACGGCCGAGCAGCUUUUACAGUUGAGUUCGUCGACCAAACCAGUCUCGUUGACGCCGCUGAAGCGUCCCGCGGUAUGUUUCUCAAGACCGAGCACGGGGAUCAUGAUAUCAACGGGGACUUCAGCCCACCAUACAACCCUCUCAGCCCCGAGUCGGUUUACCAGUGGCUGGAAACCAGCGGUAACUUUCCAAGCCGUCCCAAUGGAGAACUUGAUACCAGAGGCUGGGCGUUCCAGGAGAGACUUCUUUCUCGUCGCAUUGUCAGCAUAACAAAAGAAGGAAUAUUUUAG